Messenger RNA from Meloidogyne enterolobii, 1002 nucleotides. Lineage: Eukaryota; Metazoa; Nematoda; Chromadorea; Rhabditida; Meloidogynidae. The record is from the annotation of a GenBank genome assembly.
AUGAAUCUUCGUGAACAAUUUUCUACAAAUAAAUAUGCUGCCGGUCGUUUUAUGCAAUUACCUACUCAUAAUAAAAUUCAAGUUGAAUAUGUUUGGAUAGAUGGAAGUAUUCAAAAUGUUCGGUCAAAGACUAAAACUGUUGAUUUUAUUCCCAAAAAAGUUGACGGUAAAUUUAUUUUUAAUAAAUUAAUAAAAAAAAUUUUAGAAUUGCCAAUUUGGAAUUUUGACGGUUCUUCAACAGACCAAGCAUCUGUAGGCCUGUUGCUAUGUUCAAUGACCCUUUCCGACUUGGAAAUCAUAAAACAUGCCUGGUUUGGAAUGGAACAAGAAUAUACACUUUUGGAUGUCGAUCACCAUCCAUUCGGUUGGCCAAAGGCUCCUUUUGGAUUUCCUGGACCACAAGGACCUUAUUAUUGCGGUGUUGGGGCUAAUAAAGCUUAUGGACGGGAUAUUGUUGAAUCACAUUAUCGUGCCUGUUUAUAUGCUGGGAUUACAAUUUCUGGAAUUAACGGAGAAGUAAUGCCUGGACAAUGGGAAUUUCAGGUAUUGAUAUGGGUGACCAUCUUUGGUUUGGUUGCUCGUUAUCUUUUACAUCGUGUAGCUGAAGAAUUUGGUGUUAUUGUUUCUUUUGACCCAAAACCUAUUUCUGGCGAUUGGAAUGGUGCCGGUUGUCACACAAAUUUUUCGACUGAAAAAAUGAGAAAGCCUGGUGGUUAUGCUGAAAUAUUAAAUGCUAUUGAGGCCUUAUCAAAAUCACAUCAUGAACAUGUUGCUAGUCGAUGUUCUAGUGUACGUAUUCCUCGUCAAACUGAAGUUGAUGGAUAUGGAUAUUUUGAAGACAGACGUCCUUCUUCUAAUUGUGAUCCGUAUUUGGUAACUGAUGCUUUGGUGAGAACUUGCUGUUUGGGGGUUAAAAAGUUGAGUCGUUCAUAUAUUCCUCAAGAUGCAGAGGGUAUUCGAAAAAUGAUAAAUGAAUUACGCAGCGGAAAGAUACAGGAAUAA